AGGGUAGCAAGAGUAACACUCCUAGCUUACAAGACCCAGCACACGGGCCAUUUUUUGAAGGAAAGAGUAGGCUAGUACUUUUUAAAAACACGGGUGGUAAAUCUACAGAGAUUCGCCUUUUCCAUGCUUAUUUGAGUGUCUGAACUGGCUCGGUUGAUAAUAACUAGAGCUAAGUUACAACCUGCAUACCUAGCUAGCUACAAUGGCUAAUGCCGUCAGGCAGAAUUUCCAUUCACAGCUCCGUUCUGUUGUCGAUAUAUUGGCUGUAACGGCAGUAAAAGAAAUCUCUAAACUUGUGGAUGACGAAUUUGCGAUCUUGCACCUGGAAAUUUCACGAGGCCAGAAAGAGAAUGAAGCGCUUAAAUACGAACUACAGACGAUGGAGCUUCAGAUUGGGCGAGGAUGUGUGGAGGAGUCGGAUUUGCGAGAGCGGCUCGCCAACUGUCACUGCCGCGGUGUUCAACCCGAACGUAUGGACGUGCCAAAGAUGGACGCAGAACACCCAUCUAAGCACGAGAACACUCCCACACCAUCUACUGACAUGAGGACAGAGUGUGCAGACACGGAGGAGGGAAGGACUGAAUGGGUUCUUAUAAAGGAGGAGAGAGUGGAAGAGGACAGAGGCCCACAGGGAGAGAUGAACUCCAGGGAGGAGAAAUCUGUGGAGUGGAGGGCAGGCAGCAGGGAAAAGCGUCCCGUUCAAGAAACGCAGAAUAAAGCAGCGAAUCACACAGAGGAGCUCACUGAACAGCACAGGACCAGACGCGGUGUUUGGGAGGUCAGUGGACUGGAACCUGCACUUAAAACAGAGCCAGAGACAGAGAGUGCCAAGACCCUUCAGCACACAGGAUGUGAGCAGAGCACAGGAAGACUCCACAGUUCCUGUCCUGAGUACUUAACGUGUGAGAGAACUAGUCAACUGAGGACUUUCUGUACACAGGGGGCUGGAGAAACAGAGGCUGAUGUUCCCUCCUGCUCUUAUGCUACAGAAAGCAGCUCUGAGAGCCUGUCCGUUCACUCAGGGCUGCAGUCACUUCCUCCCCCAGGGAAAGGUGCUGGCAGUAAUCUGUCAUUGGGGCCUCUGGAUGUUGAACCAGAGGUUGUAAUGGUAGACUCUGCACCGUCAGAAGAGGAGGCUGAGAUGCUCUCUGAUUGGAAUGAAGAGAUAAAUUCAGAAAAUACUCCAGCACAGCACAGAUAUUACAGGCAGGAGAGACCGUUUAACUGCCAACAUUGUGGAAAAGACUUUGCUCAUUUAUCCAAUUUGAAAAUUCACAGGAGAGUCCACACAGGAGAGAAACCGUACACAUGCACAGUGUGUCAACAGCAAUUUUCACGUUCAAGUAAUCUUAAAAGACAUUUCAGAGUUCACACACGUGAAAAGCCAUUUAGUGCUGGCAGUAGUCUGUCAUUGGGGUCUCUCGAUGUGGAACCAGAGACUGUAAUGAUAGACUCUGAACCAUCUGAAGAACAGGCUGAGAUGCACCCUGCAUGGAUUGAAGAGACCAUUUCAGAAGAUAUUCCAGCACAGCACAGAUAUUACAGUCAGGAGAGACAGUUUUGCUGCCAAGAGUGUGGAAAACGCUUUCCUCAUUUAUCCAAUUUCACAAUUCACAUGAGAGUCCACACAGGAGAGAAGCCGUACACAUGCACAGUGUGUCAACAGCAAUUUUCACGUUUAAGUAAUCUUAAAAGACAUUUCAGAGUUCACACACAAGAAAAGCCAUUUCAUUGCACUCAUUGCGAUAGGUGUUUUUCUUGUUCAGGUAAUCUUAAAAAACAUCUGAGAAUUCACAGAGAUUGACCAUUCAGAUCAUCUUGUGGAAGAAUGUUUGCCUCAACCUUCAACAACACAGGAUCAGCAGCAACGUGUAUCACUGUAACGGACUGCAAAAAGAAUGUCCUUGUAUAUAUACAUUUUCUGUAUGAAAUAAACUUGUCGAUUGGACUUUUAUUUUGA
Messenger RNA from Conger conger (European conger), 1960 nucleotides. RefSeq names its product zinc finger protein 271-like. Gene Ontology annotation, molecular function: RNA polymerase II cis-regulatory region sequence-specific DNA binding; DNA-binding transcription factor activity. Bases 203 to 1804 code for a protein of 533 amino acids. The transcript is spliced from 4 exons. The record is from RefSeq and is a predicted model, not a curated record. Gene Ontology annotation, biological process: regulation of transcription by RNA polymerase II. Lineage: Eukaryota; Metazoa; Chordata; Actinopteri; Anguilliformes; Congridae.